AUGCUCCAGGUUCGCGCGUCCCCGACCUUCCUCCCCUCCACCACCUCCUCCUCAUCGCAGGCGCCGACGCCCUUCCCGUUCUCGGGGAAGAGCAAGCGGCGCAGUGGGCUGGUCUCCGCGGUCGCGGCGCCGUCGGCGAACUGCGCGGUGAGGAGGUCCGUGAUGGCAGCGGCGGGGGCAGCCCCGGUGGCAGCCAAGCUCGAGGACGCCGACGCGCUCAUCGACUCCGUCGAGACCUUCAUCUUCGACUGCGACGGUGUGAUCUGGAAGGGCGACAAGCUGAUCGACGGCGUGCCGGAGACUCUUGACUUGCUCCGGUCAAAGGGCAAGAGGCUGGUGUUCGUGACCAACAACUCCACCAAAUCGAGGAAGCAGUAUGGCAAGAAGUUCGAGACGCUGGGAAUGAGCAUCGACGAGGAAGAGAUCUUCGCUUCGUCUUUUGCAGCUGCUGCGUACCUGCAGUCCAUCGAUUUCCCCAAGGACAAGAAGGUGUAUGUCAUUGGAGAGGAAGGGAUUCUGAAGGAGUUAGAGUUGGCUGGAUUUCAGUACCUCGGUGGACCCACAGAUGGAGACAAGAAGAUAGAGCUCAAGCCUGGUUUUUACAUGGAGCAUGACGAAGAUGUGGGAGCAGUUGUGGUUGGAUUUGAUCGCUACUUUAACUACUACAAAGUUCAGUAUGGGACACUAUGCAUCCGUGAGAAUCCAGGGUGCCUUUUCAUCGCAACAAACAGGGAUGCUGUCACUCAUCUUACUGAUGCCCAAGAAUGGGCAGGUGGUGGAUCAAUGGUCGGUGCAAUUCUUGGUUCAACUAAACAAGAACCGCUUGUAGUCGGGAAGCCAUCCACUUUCAUGAUGGACUACCUGGCAAAGAAGUUCGGAAUCACAACAUCCCAGAUAUGCAUGGUGGGUGACCGGUUGGAUACUGAUAUCCUGUUUGGUCAAAACGGAGGCUGCAAGACUCUGCUUGUUCUCUCAGGUGUGACUUCCCUGCAGACGCUUCAGAGCCCCGACAACUCGAUCCAGCCAGAUUUCUACACAAAUCAACUUUCAGAUUUUCUCACCCUCAAAGCAGCAACUGUCUGA
Miscanthus lutarioriparius is the source of this 1083-nucleotide messenger RNA. Lineage: Eukaryota; Viridiplantae; Streptophyta; Magnoliopsida; Poales; Poaceae. The record is from the annotation of a GenBank genome assembly.